AUCCAUUUAAUCUUUUUCCACCAGUACCAUCACCUUAUGGAGGUUUAUUCAACAGAAGAUCAUCUCCUUUUGGUCUCCAAGAUGAGCUGCAGAAAGUGAGUGCUCAAGAAAUAAUGGAUGUCAAAGCUCUUGCUGCCUCAAAAAGCCACAGUGAAGCUGAAAGGAGACGUAGAGAAAGAAUUAAUAAUCAUCUUGCUAAACUCCGAAGCCUUCUUCCCAGCACUACAAAAACGGAUAAAGCAUCAUUGCUAGCUGAGGUAAUACAACAUGUGAAGGAGCUCAAGAGACAAACAUCACAAAUAACUGAUACAAAUCCAGUCCCAACUGAGAUGGACGAACUAACAGUUGAUAAUUAUUCGUCUGACGAAGAAGGAAACUUUGUGAUCAAGGCUUCAUUGUGCUGUGAAGAUAGGUCUGAUCUUUUGCCUGACCUUAUCAAGACUUUGAAAUCUUUAAGGCUAAGAACAUUAAAGGCUGAAAUAACAACACUUGGUGGACGUGUUAAAAAUGUGUUGUUCGUAACGCAUGGAGAUCAAGAAGACUCGGACAGUAUUAAUGAUGAUCAACUGCAAUAUUCUAUAAGCUCAAUACAAGAAGCACUAAAAACAGUGAUAGAGAAAUCUAGUGGGACUUAGGGAGUGUUAAGAGACAAAUUAAAGGUCUACUAACAUAAGUAUUCUUGAACACAGAUCUCUCUAGGGAUCGAUAUCCUUCUUAGGGAAUGGAAUUGUAGUACAAUAGUAAAUAUUUUUUUUAUCAGAGGUCUAGGGUUCGAGCCUUAAAUAUAUAUAUGG
Nicotiana tabacum (common tobacco) is the source of this 794-nucleotide messenger RNA. Its product is annotated as transcription factor AIG1-like. Gene Ontology annotation, biological process: regulation of DNA-templated transcription. NCBI's taxonomy places the organism in Eukaryota, Viridiplantae, Streptophyta, Magnoliopsida, Solanales, Solanaceae. The record is from RefSeq and is a predicted model, not a curated record. Gene Ontology annotation, molecular function: DNA-binding transcription factor activity; protein dimerization activity.